This is a messenger RNA of Drosophila rhopaloa, 1888 nucleotides long. Its product is annotated as catalase. Gene Ontology annotation, biological process: response to hydrogen peroxide; hydrogen peroxide catabolic process. The record is from RefSeq and is a predicted model, not a curated record. The coding region runs from base 176 to 1696 and encodes 506 amino acids. NCBI's taxonomy places the organism in Eukaryota, Metazoa, Arthropoda, Insecta, Diptera, Drosophilidae. Gene Ontology annotation, molecular function: catalase activity; heme binding. Gene Ontology annotation, cellular component: mitochondrion; peroxisome; cytoplasm. The transcript has 2 exons.
CUACACUUCAUUUCAAGUUCACACAUUUGAUCGACCAGAAUCACUCAAAACAUCCUCGUUUGCUGUUCAAAUCAAUUGUGAGAAAUAUUUCUCUAGAUUCUCUAGACUUUUUUGUUUUGGAAAUUUAAAGAUCCAAGUUCUUCUCGCGGUACCAUCUCGAUUCCAAAAUUUAAAAAUGUGUUCCCGCGAUCCGGCCUCCAAUCAGUUGAUCGACUACAAAAACAACGACUCCGAGGUGCAGAAGGAGAUCACGACAUCCAGUGGGAUUCCGGUUGGCGUUAAGGAUGCUGUACAGACGGUGGGUCCUCGGGGUCCGGUGUUGCUUCAGGAUUUCCAGUUCCUCGACGAGAUUAUGCAUUUCGAUAGGGAGCGUAUUCCUGAGCGGGUUGCCUAUGCCAAGGGAGCUGGGGCCUUUGGCUACUUUGAGUGCACCCAUGACAUUUCCAAAUUCUGUGCCGCCACAAUCUUCGAUAAAGUGAAAAAGCGCACAGCCAUCGCCAUGAGAUUUUCGGUGGCCUGUGGGGAACAGGGUUCUGCUGAUACAAUUCGCGAACAGCGUGGAUUUUCCGUUAAAUUCUAUACAGACGACGGCAUUUGGGACAUCGUGGGCUGCAACAUGCCUGUAUAUUAUGUGCGGGAUCCUUCGCUGUUUCCCAGCCUAAUCCAUGCCCAAAAGCGCAAUCCGCAGACCCAUUUAAGGGAUCCCGACAUGUUCUGGGACUUUAUGACCCUCCGUCCGGAAACGCUGCACGCUCUGCUCAUGUACUUCAGCGAUCGGGGAACCCCCGAUGGAUAUCGCCACCUGCACGGGUACGGUGUUCACACCUAUCGAAUGGUCAAUCCAAAUGGGGAGACCCAGUAUGUCAAAUUUCACUUCAAAACGGAUCAGGGCAUCAAGAAUCUGGACAGCCGACGAUGUGACGAACUAAUGUCCCAUGAUCCGGAUUAUGCAAUCAGGGAUCUAUAUAACUCGAUCAAGAAGGGAAACUAUCCCAGCUGGUCCAUGUACAUUCAGGUAAUGCUCAAUGAGGAGGCUAAAAAGUGUCGUUUCAACCCGUUCGAUGUGACCAAGGUGUGGCCCCAGAAGGACUUUCCCCUGCUGCCGGUUGGCAAACUAGUCCUCGAUCGCAAUCCCACCAACUACUUCACGGAGGUGGAGCAGCUGGCCUUCAGUCCGGCGCACAUGGUUCCGGGAAUCGAGCCGUCGCCGGAUAAGAUGCUCCAGGGUCGUCUAUUUGCCUACGGAGAUUCGCAGCGCUACCGCAUGGGCGUUAACUACAUGCAGAUUCCGGUCAACUGUCCGUACAGGGUCAAUGUGAGGAACUUCCAGCGGGAUGGUGGUAUGACGGUGACAGACAAUCAGAGCGGGGCACCCAACUACUUCCCAAACUCGUUCUGUGGCCCCAAGGAAUGUCCCCGGGCUCUGGCCCUGCAGACCUGUUGUCCUUUGUCCGGCGAUGUCUACCGAUACAUGAGCGGCGAUACCGAGGACAACUUCAGUCAGGUCACCGACUUCUGGACCUACACCCUGGACAACUGCGGCAGGAAGCGACUCAUUCGCAACUUAUCCGAACACCUGACCGAAGCCAGUCAGUUCCUCCAGGAACGGGCCGUGAAACUGUUCACCAUGGUGCACUCUGAUUUCGGCCGACUGAUGACGGAGGCCCUGAACACGGCCAGAAUUUCCAAGUUUUAGGAUUUACCGCAAAACUUUCAAGUACAAUAGUUCAAAGAUUUUAUAAAAUAUGUGGGGUACUUUGGAAAAUUUGUGUUACAAAAAUUGUAUAUGGUUUAGAAGAUUGAGAAUAUUAUUAAAUGAGAAAAUACAUAUACUGAAUUGCCCAGAAAUAUAUAUGGAUUCUGAAUAUAGAGGGUCCUAUUGAAUAUC